Messenger RNA from Salmo salar (Atlantic salmon), 13177 nucleotides. Lineage: Eukaryota; Metazoa; Chordata; Actinopteri; Salmoniformes; Salmonidae. The record is from RefSeq and is a predicted model, not a curated record.
UUGACAGUUCCAAAGAUUUUGCAGCCGAGGCACAAGAAAGUGAAAGGUUUUAGUGGAAUAAUCAGCGAUUUCAGGACAUUUGUCCUUUUAACCUUUAAUGGUUGUGUUGCAACCAAGACAUGGACGAAGAUGAACGACAGAGGAAACUAGAUGCUGGAAGAGCAAAGCUUGCUAGCUUCCGACAGAAAAGGGCAAAAGGCCACGAUCAAGUCGCGCAGAAAAAGACGCAGAAGAGGAAGGGCCCGUCUCCAACGCAGAAUGACGGCCCAGCGCAAGGUCGCCCCCUAGGGAUGGACCUCCAGACAGACAGCAACGCCACACAGCAGGACCAUGUGUGUAACCAUGAGGAAUCACAAUGUUUUGGGGAGACAGAUCAGAGCCAUCUUCCAGAGGUCCAGUGGAGCCAGGGGCACUUGGAGCAACACCAUCCCCAGGAGGGAAGCCAUGCCCUGGGGAGGCAGGCGGUCAGUGGGCAUCCUGAGGAGAUGGAGGUUGUGGGAGAGGAGGUCCUAGUGGUUCGCACUGGAAAAGAUCAACUCAAGCAGUUACAGGCAGCAGUAGAGAAAUGUAAUGAGAUCAUCAGCAGACUGAGCUGUAACCUGCAGGAGGCGCUGGAGAGCAGAGACCAGGUACAGCAGGAGGCCUCCUCCCUCACUGGACAGAUACAGGCCCUGAAGAUGCAGCUACAGCAGACCUCUCAGUCCUUUCGCUCCAGGACCCAGUGGGGCUCGGAGCUCUCCCUAGCCCAGCGGCAGGCCUCCCGGCCUGGCCACAGCUCCCACGACCCUCCCUCACUCCCCAACCACCUGGAGGUCCCAGUAACAGAACCAGGGAACCAAAUACGCCCACUCAGAAUGGACCAUGAACAGACUGGAGCUGGGUGUGCGAGCCCAGAACAAUGUAUUGAUCCUGAGAUGGAUGUACCGAUGCACACAUUGAGGAGAGAGCUGCUAGAGGAGAGGGAGAAAAAACAGCUCAUUCUUUCCCAACUAGAAGAGGAGAGGAAAGGGAGGGAGGAGGAGAGGCGAGAGAUCCACCAGUACAAGGAGGAGAAGGAGGUGUUGAAUAGGGAAUUGCAGGAGCUAAGGAGGAGACUGGAGGAGGAGAGGGAGAGAAGGAACGAGAGGGAGGAUGAGCGAGAGAUCAGGGAAAGACAGGAAGAGGAGAAGACGAGACUUGGAGAGGUGCAGAGAGUCCGACAGCUGUUGGGGGAGAGAGGGAGAACGAGAGAGGAGUUGGGAUUCAAGGCUUCUAAAGACAAACUUAACCAGGCAAAGGCUAGUGUGGAGGAGGAUGGCGAGAGGGAGGAGGAGUGCCUUCUGGACCUGUCCCUCCCCACUGAUGGCACCCCAUUGUUGGAGUGCUACCUGUCCUCGGCCCUCCCCUCACACACACACUUGUCCUGGGCCAAUGAAACUCUGGAGGAGUGCAGCCUUCUGGAACAGCACAACCUGCUGGACAACUCUGGCAGCUACAGGUUUGAGAUGGACAGUGACAUCAUCAGCGGUGGUGACCAAUCCCAGCUGUCCUUUUCGCAGGAAGAACAAACUCACUUUUAUGUCCCACAAUCCACUGCACAGUCCCCCCACCCCGACCCUGAGAACGAAACCUUGCCCUCUUUCACCUCCCAGUGGCGGAACGACCCCCUCUCUGUCUCACGAGACGCCAGCGAGACCUCUGAGAGACUCAGUGAGACAUGGGAGAGUCAGGAGGUCUCAGACCUGGGCAAGGAGCUGCUCAUCCAGCAGUGUGGCGACCUCAGGGAGGAGGUGGCUCUGAGGGAGAGGGAGAAGGAGUUGGUGAUGGAGGAGUUGAGGAGGAGCGCUGAGGAGCUGGAGGAGGCCAGGGCCAGGUGGGCCCAGGUCUCCGAGGAGCUGCAGGAGGCGCACUGGGAGCUUGAGGAGGAGCGAGAGAAGAGGAGGAGAGCUGAGGAGGAGGUCAGCCUGAAAACACACGAGGAGGACAAUCUGAAGAACAGACUCUGCACCUUAACGGAGGAGAGAGAGAAAGAGAUGGAGAGACUCAACUCCUCUCCUCUCCUAGAGGAGGAGGGAGGUACCCUCCUCCCCAGCCAGGAACGAGUGAUGGAACAGCUAAAAGCGGAGAAAUCUCUCCUCCUCGCUCGUCUUAAACAGCAGGAAGAGCUGCUCUCCUCUGUCCGGUUGGAGAAAGGAAGCAACAAGGAGAAAGAGGGGGAGCUGAGGGAGGUGGAGGAGGAGAAGAAGAGUGUCCUCCUCUCCAGGUUGAAGCAGCAGGAGCAACUGGUCUCCUCUCUGCAGGAGGUGAAACAGGCAGGAGACUCUGUCUCCUCUGAAGUCCAGGCUCUGUUUGGACGACAGCUGCAGUCACUACAGACCCAUCGUGACCCGCUUCUAGCCCUGCUGGAAGAAACGAAAUCCAGGCACAAAACCACCACCACCCUCCUCGGUCAGAAAACCCUGGAGCUCGACACUGCUCAGAAAGAGAUGGACCGAGUCCAGAAGGAGGCGGAGACAGCGAGGCAGGAGGCGGAGGAGAGGGAGAGGAGGAUAGAGCAGACAGAGAGGGAGAAAACGGAGGUAGAGUUUGAGUUGCUGUGUCUGAGACAGAAUCUGUGGAACCUGGAGGAGCUGCAGGCCCAGGGAGCGAGGGAGAGGGAGGAGGGCAGAAGGAGAGAGGAGGAGAUGGACAGAACCAUGCGGAGGAUGGAGAAGGUGAUGGUGGAGGAGCUGGAGGAGUUCCAGAGACAGCUCCGAGCCAAGGCGGAAGAGGUGGAGGAGGAGAGGGAGAAGUGGGAGGAGGAGAGGCAGGAGAAGGACGAGGAGGUGCAGGGGGUGAGACGCCUGCUGGAGGAGCAGCGGAGGGAGAGGGAGCAGGAGGUGAAAGCACUCCUUGAGCAGCAGAUGCGGUCUGUGGAGGAGGCCACAGAGGGACUGAGAAGAUCUCACAGUGAGGAUGUGCAGGAGCUGCAGGAGAAACACCAGGAGGAGGUGUCUGAGCUGAGCGGCCGUCUGGAGAGAGAGCUGUGUGAGCAGAGACACAGUCUGGAGGAGGAGCAGAAGAGACAGAUCAGCCUUAUCAAACAGGUGAACGAGAGAGAAAACCAGAGGAUGCUGUCGGAGAUGAUGUCACAGCAGAGGGAGGAGCUUAGCCGUUUGGAGGCAGAGCUAUCAGGGGAACAGAGAGAGAGCGCUGCCUCCAGGCUAUCAGGGGAACAGAGAGAGAGCCUGGAGGCAGAGCUAUCAGGGGAACAGAGAGAGAGCCUGGAGGCAGAGCUAUCAGGGGAACAGAGAGAGAGCCUGGAGGCAGCCCACCAAGCAGAACUACUACAGAUACAGAGCCAACAGGCCCUGGAGCUGGAGGCGCUGCGUCUGAGCCUGACCAACCACCAAAUGACCCAGCUAGAGCUCUCCCAGGCCAACCUGCAGCGGGAGCGGGAGGCCUCUCUAAGCGAGCUCCAGGCUUCCCUCAGGGAGAAGUGGGCCCAGGAGAGGGCCGUGCUGCAGGCCAGACAGCAGUUUGAAGUGGAGAGGCUGAGAGCUGAGAGUGAGGAGAGGAUCCAGCGAGAGCAGCAGGAGUAUCACAGGAACAUGGAUGCUUUGAGGCAGGAGUGUGAGAGUCGUCUCUCCCAGGAGAGAGUGUCCAUGGAGGAGCGGCAGGCUGCAGAAAUAGUGGCCUUGAGGUCCCGGUGGCAGCAGGAGUCAGAGAAGGCCCAGUCAGAGCUCCAGACACAGCUGUCAGAGGCUCGGGUAGCACUCUCCUCUACCCAGGCAGCCUUCACCCAGACUGGUGCAGAUCUGUCCGAGGCCGGGGCUAGCCUGGAGGAGCUCCAGAGGCUGGAGGGGGAGCUGAGCCAAGCCUGGACCGACAGGGACGCUGCUGCCCGCGCAAUAGAGAAUCUGGUGUCCAGAUAUCAAGUGCUGCUGCAGGAGAGAGAGGAGAAAACACGGCAGCUACAGCAGGAGGUGUGUCGUCUGCAUGGGGAGCAGGUGACUCUGAGACAGACUUGUGACCAGGAGGUCUCUCAGCUCUGUGCUCAGCUAGACAACACGAGGACCAGCCGCCAGGAACUGGGAGAGUUGAAGGACCAGCUGCUCGCUCGUUCGUCGCGGGUGGAUGACAUCGGGCGUCUGAAGGCGGAGUUUAACGAGCAGAGGCGGGAGAUCAAUGAGCAGAACGAGGUCGAGCUUGAGAACCUGAAGAGGUACACGCGCACACACACACCUAUGCAGCUGAAUGUGAUCUACACACACCUAUACAGGUACUUUGAGCAGCGUCUGCGAGUAGCAGAGGAGAGCUACCGGGAGGAGAGAGCCCUGCUGCAGCUGAGACUGGUGGAGGGAGCCCUGGAGGACUCUGUACUCAAGACCCAGGAUGCUAGUUUCCUGUCUGAAAGGAGAGGGGAGGAGGAGAGGAACGAUGUUCUGGCUGAGAUCACACUGAAACUGGAGAAACACCAGGAGGCGUUUGACAAGCUGCGUAUCCAGUUGGAGGAGAGACACACUCAGGAACUGUCUAACCAACGGUCCUCUAUGGCCCUGUCCUACAGAGAGGAGCUGCUACAGGAGCUGAAGACUUGCCACGCCCUCGAGAUGGAACAACUCCGCGCCAAACUGUCAGACAGCCAUGUCAGAGAGCUGACGAGAGUGCGCCUGGAGGCUGCCAGACAGUUGGAGGUGGAGGUGGAGCAUAGGAUGUGGUGUCACUCUGAGGAGCUGCAGACCAGAAUGACCAUGAUCCAGAACCUGGAGAGACAACUGGCUGCCGUGGCUGACGCACACAACAUGGAGCUACGCUCACACACUAUGAAGCUGAAGCAGAGCUUUGCUGAGGAGCUGGGUGUGAAACUAGCAGAGGAACGUAAGGAGGAGAGGGAGCGAGUGAUGGAGGAGAUGACCUUGAGGAGAGCGGAGGAGGUGCGGAGGCUCAGACAGGAGGUCCAGGAGGAGGAGGAGGCACCAGUCUCUGCAAUGAGAGAGGAGCUGGAGAGAGGGAAUGCGGAGGAAAGGAGCGCUCUGGAGAAAGGGAUUGAGGAGGCGAGAGCGGCGCUCAGGAGUCUACAAGCCUCACUGGACAACGACCAGAACCCCCAAGCGGUGGCAGUGAGACAGAGACUAGAGUCCCAGUACGAAGCUGAGCUGGCCAGGGCCAAGUCCAACAUGGCUGCUGAGGUCAAGGAGCUGACUGCUCUCCUUCAGGAGCAGGGAGACCAGACGCUAAUCCAAGCCCAGGACAGGUUCCAGGAGGAGAGGGGGGAGUUGGAGCAACGUCUGGCCCAGCAGGGUGAGGUUUCUCUGGGGGAGCUGAGUAAGGAACACAUGGCCGCCAUGGAACUCCUGAAAACCACGCUACUGACCAACCAUACGAAGAACAUGGACACACUACGAACCAAUCACAAAGCAGAACUGGAGUCCUUGUUGGCCAAUCACAAGGCUGAGCUCAAAGCAAUGGCAACGGAGAUCGCAACAAAACACAAGGAGGAGCUUGUUGUCUUGGAAACCAGCCUUGAAUCAAAACGCAUGGCAGAGCUCGAUCGCCUGGAGGCAGUCCUACAGGAAACCAAUCAGGCUCAGCUAGAGGCACAGGAGGCGGAGUUAGAACACCGGCAUCAGGAAGAGAUGGAGGAGCUGGAGAAGAGGAUGCUGGGUAAUAUGGACACACUGGAGACCACGUACCUGAGGGAGAUCCAGACUCUGCGCUAUCAGAAGUCUGCGCUUGAGGCGGAGCAUAUGCAGGAAGUGGAGUGUGAUGGGUUGGAGCAGCAGUCCAUCAGGGAGGAGCUGAGGAAGAAGCUGGCUCAGCUUCACAUGGAGAAGUUUAGCGCCAUGGCAACAGAGCUCAGCCAAACCCACCAGAAUGAGUUGACAAUCCAGAAAGAGGCCUUAGAAACUGAACACCACAUGGCUCUGGAGAACCUCAGGAAAAAGGUCUUGGAGUUGGCGCAACAGCACUGCACCGCCUUAGAGGAGCUUUCACACACCUACACCUCAGAGACACAGCAACUCAACACACAGCAUCAGCAGCAGCUUCAGGAGCUAAAGAGGGCGUCUGCGAGAGAGCUACAGGCGUGUCGCCGGGAGCUGGAGGAGUCGUCGUCACGGCAACGGCUGCACUUCCUGGAAGAGGUUGAGCUUCUGAAGGCCCAAGCAGAGGAGAGACUUCAGCACAAGAUCAUCCAACUGAAGGUGGAGUUUGAGGAGCAGAAGGAGGCGGAGCUAGCAGAACAGAGGCAGAGCUUCAGGUCUGAGCAUGAGCAGAAGGAACAAAGUUACACCGACAAGAUGAGCCAGCUCACUGCACAACUGCUACAGCUGGACACCGUGGUCUCACAGCUGCGAGCGGAGGUGGGUAAUCUACAGGGGGAGCUGGAGGGGAAGAGAUCAGAGAUGGAGACCCUGGAUACACUCCUUCAACGGCGAGAACGAGAGAGUCAGGAGGGAGGCAACCUCCUCAACAUGCUUACUGAGGACCUACACACUGCCAAGGAGGAGAGGCACACUCUCCAGUCAGCCAAUGAGAGGCUGAGGAAGGUUCUGAUUGAGGUGGUUCUGAGCACCAUGGCAAUGGAGGAGCUAAUUGGCCGCCGGGUCAACGCCUGUGUCGGGGUCAGAGGUCAUGAUCAGGGUGAAAGGCCAGGAGAGGAAACAACCAAUCAGGAGACAGCAGACAUGUCGACAGGCGAUCUAGAUCUCUCUCAGCGUGUGUGUGAGAGCCUUCUACUGGUAGAGUCCCAAACAAACUCUGGAAGAGAGGAAGCAGCCCUGGGAGCCUGCAGCCAACUACGCCAUUCUGUGAACACACUCCUGGAGCUCCUCACACGCGCUAGCACACAGUUGGAGGAGUCUUGUUCUGUCCAUCUGUCUCUGGAAGAGAGAUUUUCCCAGGGCCGUUCAGACUCCUCCCAGAUGCUGCUCCAACACCAGAUCGUAUUGGAUCAGCUGGACCAGGAAGCGGGGAUAAAGAGCAAGCUCCAGCUGGAGCUCCACAAGGCUGAGGGUCUGUUGGAGGGCUAUGUGGCUGAGAAGGCAACUCUGGAAGAAUCUCUACAACAAAAGGAGGCUCAGGAAGAACGGCUUGUUGAGGAGCUGGAGGGCCUCCGGGCGCAGCUGCACCAGAUGGAUGGCCUCACGGCGGAGCUGGAGGGCCUCAGGGUGCAGCUGCACCAGAAGGAAGGCCUCACCUCUGAGCUGGAGGACCUCAGGGUGCAGUUACAGGAGCUCAGCGAGGAGCACAGUCUCCUCCAGCGCCAGAAGGUCCAUCUCACCGCCGGACUGGGAGAGAGAGAAAAGGGCCUCCUCGUUGAGGCAGAUCGUCUGGCCCAGGAGAGGCUGUGUGUGCAGCGGCAGGCGGAGAAAGACCGCAGCUCACUGUCUCUGCGCCUCAGGGCUCUGGAGACCGAGCUAGAGGACCAGGAGAACCAGGGCCUCACGGCGGAGCAGCAGCACAGGGCUCAAUCAGAGGACCUCCAGCAGCGCAUCCAGGCCCUCGAGAAACAGCUCAAACACAACAGGCAGUUUAUAGACGAGCAGGCAGUGGAGCGGGAGCAUGAGAGAGAUGAUUUCCAACAAGAGAUCAGAAGUCUGGAGGCUCAGCUCAGACAGCCAGCAAGACACACUGCUGGGGCCUGCAAGGGCCAGCGGAUUGAGGACUUGGUUCUGCAGGUGGAGAGCCUUCAAGCCCUCAUCAGGGACAAGACAGAAGACCACACCUCCCUGCUGGCAGCCAAUCAACAGGUCCAGCUCGAGGUUGCUGAGCGCAAUGAGGAGAUUGACAAGCUGGCUGGGCGAAUUAGGGAGCUGGAACAGGCGUUGCUAAGCAGCUCCGAGAGCAGCAGAGCUGUCAGUCAACUGGAGCAGGAGCUGCACAGAACUCGGCAGAGAGAAGAGGAGCUCACACAGGAUAAGGAGUCAUUGCUGCAGCAGCAGUUGUCAAAUCGUCUCCAGAUUUCAGCGCUGCAGUCUAAACUGGACGAGACCCGUCACUGUUACCAUGACAACAAUGCUAGCACCCCCUACCCCAUCCAGCUUCUCCGAGACACGUUGGACACCGCACAGCAAGACCUGCAGGACAAGGAGCAACAGGUGUGUGUGUUGGUUGGUCAAAUGGAGGAGACUCAGAGAGACCUGACCAUAAAAGAGGCGGAGUUAAAACACCUCACACUCCAGCUGGCGCUCCUGACCAAUCAGAACACAGAUACCAUCACCCAGCUUCACGACCAAGCCGCUUCUCUCAAAGAGACCGUUUCAGCCCUUACCUUUCGCCUGGAGGAGAGAGAGCUAGGAGAGGAGAAAGAGGAGGAGAGUCUCCCAUCUGCUCUGUUAGAGGAGAAGAAUGAUGAGAUAGACCACCUGACCCAGGAGAUACACAAGCUAGAACUGGAGCUGGACACAGCCAGGGACAUCACGGCGUUCCAGACAGAAGUUGAAGACCUGCGCUCCCAGGUGGAGCACCUCCGCUGUGACAUCAUCAGGUUGCGUCAGGACAAGCAGGAAGAGGAGGAGCGGCUUCACGAGGUCAUCAGCACGCUACAGGCGGAGCUAAACACCCUUGGCCCCGCCUACCACGAGGUCAGUGACCUAUCACAAGAGGGCGACAGUGUUAACCCUUCGGCUGCUCCCAGCCCGGAACCUGCCAACUACCCCCAACCAGAGAGUGGAGGACCGAGAGGAGGAAAGGGCGACAGUCUUAAGCAGGAGAUGCGUCUCCACUUCUCUUCUUGUUCUCUCCGUUCUCGUGUGGAGGCCCUGCAGGGGCAGCUGGAGAUGACGGUGGGAGAAAAGGAGGCGAUGGAGAGACUGCUGCUCUCUCAGGAGGAAGAGUACAGAGGACAGGGGGAGGAGAUGGGGAGGAGACUCAGGGAAGAGAGGGAGAGAGGGGAUGAGGUAAAGAGAGAACUCAUUCUAAAAGAGGCUGAGCUUGAAGAGGUGAGAGCCAGGAAAGAAGGGCUGGAGGAGGAGAGGGAUGCAGCUGUGGAGGAGAGUGGUCGCUGGCAGGCUCUUUUCAAGGAGACAAACUCCCUGCGAGGGGAGAAAACUCGGCUAGACUCCCUGGUCCUGGAGCUAAAAUCAAGGGUUGAAGAGCGGGAGAAAGAGACUGAAGCCCUUCUUCAGACUGUGGUGGCUGUCGAGACAGCGAAUGCAGAACUUUCGUCAGAACGCGAGGCCCUGCGGAUGAAGGAGUGCAGACUCCAAGAGGAAAUGGAACGCCUCCAGCAGGAAGUGACCUCUCAGAGGGCCUGCCUCCAGGAAGUCAGCUGUCAACUAGAGGAGAGGCGAGCCAACCAGGAGGAGGCUCAGAAGGAAGUGCUGACGUGUGCUGAGGAGACUCUGGCGAAGGCUGACGCUGCCCUGAGACAGAGGGAGGAGGAGCUACAGAGACUAGGGGUGGAGCAUCAAGCCCUGGGGGCAGAGUUGGCAGCUGUGAAGGAGGGUCUUUGCUCCAGCACAGAGAGAGCUGAGAAACUACUGGAGGAGGGACAGACCAAGGACCGGGCCCUGGCUGACCUGGAAACCAAUAACCAGCAUCUGAAGGCGGAGCUCCGGGGCCUACAGGAAGACCUGGCCGUGCAGCAAGAGGAGCUGGCCUAUCAGCAAGGAGAACUGCUGCAGCUCAGACAGACCUGCAACCCGCACAACAGACAGACACACUCAUUGAAGGACGUCACGCCCAGAGGAUUCCAGGACAGUGUGUCUCGCAACGAGUCCCUGAGUUCUCCCGAGGUUCUCCGUCGACUGGACUGUUCUGAGGAGAGAACCAGAGAGGACAGGUUCCACCCCUCUGUUCUCCACGGUUCUAGACUUUCUGACCUCAGUGCUUUAAACAGCACAGGCCUGGAGCUCCAGGCUAAAGCCUCCCCCAGGGGAAGGCAAGACCAGUCCUGCCAAGGGACAAUCAGCCCAGAGCUGGGCACACACAGCACCCACUCCCCUGGGUCCAUCUCUGCCUCGGACAACCUCUCCAUGUUGGACUCAAUGGACGCUGACAAGGUGCAUGAGCUGGAAGCCCUGGACCUGACGGCCCCUCCCUCAUCUCUUGGCUCCGCCUCUUCUCUGUCUGCAACGGAGUGGGCCAGUGAUGGAUAUGGCAGCAAUGUCAGUUCAGAGCUCGGUGUAAGACUCAAGGUAGAGUUGGAGCAGACAGAGAGGCUGGACGCUCAGUUCUUGGAGUACCUGCAUUGUCGAGGCAUGAACCCCGCAGCCAACACACACACAGGCAGCGCCGCCGGGAGUAUGAGCUACAACGACGAACUGUUGUCUCCUGAACUACAGGGUCUGUUGAAGAGAGUGUACCAGGAGAGCUGCAGGGUUCUUGCCCUCUCCCAGCAUAACGCCCCCUCUAAAUACCCCUCAUUGGACCCGGCGAUCUGUCAGUUAGACUCUAAAGCUCCUCCAAUGGGUUGGGAGCAGGAGAAGAGGGCAUUACAGGAAACUGUCAUCGCUCUGAGAGAACUGCUCUGUCGGAUGGCACAGAGACCGGAGAACUCGGUGGAUGCUGGUUGGAGCAGAGGGCUGGAGGCUGCAGUAAGGGGUGUGUUUGACUGUGAGAGGGCAGGGCUUCGCUCUGAGCUGCAGGCCUUUCUCUCCUCCCACCCUGAGAUAGACUCCAUCCACCUCCUCCGUCAGCUGGGAACACUGCUACAGAGACAGGAGGAGCAGCAGCGUGUUGUGGUGGAGCGUCUGCUCUCUGCAGACAGACACGGUCUGCAGCUGCAGCACUCCCAGGGGGAGGAGUCAUCUAAAAGGGAGGUGUUAUCCAGGCUGAGGGCGGAACUAGAGGAGAGCAGAGAACGACUUAACUCCUCCCACAGCACCCAGCAGGAACUACAAAACGAGAUCCGCAAACUCAGGCUGUGUAUAGAGGACUGUGAGGAGGCUGUAAGGAGGGAGGAGACCAGAGUCCAGGAGCUACAGCAGGAGCUGGACCAGGAGAGAACUCACACACACCUCCGGGAGAAGGAAGAGGAGCAGCAGAGAUCAGAGGUCGUGACCCUGAGGGGUCAGCUGGACCAGGAGAGGACGACCUGUAGUAACCUCCGACAGGAACUCCAGAUAGAAAUCUCCCGCGGCCACCUCCUCCAAUCACAGCUCGACACACGGCUAGCCGAUGCCCACAAGGAGCUGGAGGAGGAGCGUGCCCGUUCCGCCCGGCAACUCGACACUUUCCAGUCACAGGAAAAGAAUCGGCUGGAACACUUCCUGAAAGAGGCUGAGUCCCGCCUAGCCGACGCCCACGUGAAGGAACUGGAGGAGGAACGGGAGCGCUCCGCCCGGCGUCUCGAUGACAUCACACUCAGACAAGAAGCGGACGCGUCCCGAGACAGGAAGUUCAUCUCAGAGCUCCGCUCUCAACUGGAGCAGGAGAAGAGGCAGGGGGAGGAGCUAGCCACCGUGACAGACGGGCUGAGGGCGGAACUUCUGCAGAAACGGAGGAGAGUAGAGGAGGAAGAGAGGAAGAGGAGAGAGGAGGCACAGAGAGAUCAGGAUGCUGCAGCCUGCCUCCGAGUUACUAUGGAGACACUCAAGGAGCAGAAGCAGGAGGCUAGUCGAGCAUUGGAGACGGAGAGAGAGCGUUCUGGUCGCUUAGGGGUGGAGCUCAAUGUGCUGAGGGAGAGGCUUCGAUCGGUCAAUGAUGAGGAGAGGGAGCGGGAGCAACAGAGGGAGAGGAGGAGGAGGAGGGAGAGACAGGAGCAGACGGUGAGGGAGAGGCGACACGAGAGAACCAGCAACAAACUGUGUGAAUUGGAGUUAUUGCGGCAGCAGGACCAGCAGAGGAUGAGAGAUCUCCAGCAGACUCUGGCUGAGCUAGAGAGGGAGGAGAGGGAGAUGGCCACAGAGAGACUGUCCAACCGACACCAGCACAACUCCAGCCCACUCCAACCCAAGAAUAACACCUCGACUGGGCCAGACCAGACCAGCACAGCCCUAUACAACCACCAGUCUUCCUCGGCACUGCGGGAGAGUUUGUCGAGGGAGAACUCUGACCUGUCGGCCCGCGUGAAGGAGCUGAGUCAGGAGAGGGUUAACCUGAAACACACCCUGUCCUGUCUGGAACGACAGCUACGACAGGCAGAGACUGACAACCGACCCAGCACUGACCUCAGCAACAGCAAGUUCCAGCAACUGUAUGAGCGCUAUCUACGGGCUGAGAGCUUUAGGAAGUCUCUGGUCUACCAGAAGCGCUACCUCCUGCUGCUGCUGGGGGGUUUUCAGGACUGUGAACAGGCAACUCUCUGUCUUAUCGCUCAGAUGGGGGCGCACCCCUCGCCCCCCCACGCCCACACACACUCUCCCCUCUCACGCUUCAGAGCUGCAGUACGAGCUGUCAUCGCCAUCUCACGACUGAAGUUCCUGACCAGGAAGUGGCAGAGAGUCGUCAGGAGAGGAGUUACAACAACUGUCACUGUCAACGGACACAGCACAGCUUCCAGGACUGAGGUUUUGAGGCAGCAACAGCCACUGGCCAAUCACAACUCCUCUCCACCUACUAGAGACAGCAGCCCCACCCGUAAGGGUGUGGUCUCACCAAUGAAAUCACCCUUCAGGCUGCAAAACCGGGUACUGCUCCUUCCAACAGUGUACUCCAACCCGGCCCUGUCCUCUGAGUGUGCUCCGUCCAGUGUUCUGUCCCAGGAUGCCGAGCGGUCUCUGACAGACUACAUCCACCACCUGGAGAACGUACAGCAACGCCUGGGGGCUGCACGUCCAGACUCCAUCUCUUCUCUCCUACCACAAGAAGUCUGACUGCUGAAACUAUGUAUGAAUGCCUCCUUUCAAUGCAACAUAUUUAUGAUCCAUCUUUGUGUUCAACUAUACAAGGGAAUGUAUUUGUCUAAUAUCUGAUUUAGAAAGUUAGAAUUUUUUUUAAGACAAAUGUAUUUUUUUACAAUUACUUUUUUUCUACAGAUACUGUCGGCCUCCGAGUAAAUCCUAAGAGGUCUUCUAACCCGAAUGCAUGUGUUUUUGAAAGUAUUAGAUCGAUAUUUUUCUACCUGACUUUUAUUCAAGUUUGUAUCUCUGAUUCUGUAUAUAUGUUCGCUGUUGUUAAUAUUUGUUAGUUUCACAUGUGGAUAAAUGUGUCAAGUUUCACACUGGAAUUCUGAGCUAUAGAUCAAAGCUGGUGAACAUGUUUUGUCAAUGAUUUUUUUUUUUUAUAGAUCACCAUUUCUACAAAAUCAAUAAAUAUUUGAAUUGUGUGAUUA